AGCCACUAAACCCUCUUUUCGUGUUCCUUUUUCUUUUAAUACAUAACCCUUGUCUUCUGUUUCAGUUCCACCAUUAAAAAUGACCAUUUCUUCUCUUCUCUUCUAUUCCCCUUUCUUCUUUCUUCUUUGUUUCCGCUGCGAAAGGGUACCUACAAAUAUUUAUUAAAUGCAAUUGUAUCUCCCAAGUUCAAAAUUUUAUCCAAACUUCCAUGGCUUUUUGUUUAUCUUCUGCAGUUACUUAUUCAUGUAGAGUUUGCAGAAAUUUUCGUGUUCUAGCUCGUUUUUCUACUUCAUGUGCUCUAAAUACAGUAGAUUACUUCAAAGAAAUCGAUACCCAUGUUUCCGACUAUCCUGAAUUACAACGGAGGAUGCAGAGUUAUGCUAUCUCAGGUGACUUUAGCAAUGCUUUCUCUACUCUAGAUUUGAUGAAAAACAUUGAUGGGAAACCAACCGUGUAUGAUUGUAAUGCUUUUAUGUUCUUUUACUUGAAGUCUAAGAACGCGUGUUGGCAAGAGUUGGUUGAAAUGUAUACCGGGAUGAAGAGAUUUGGUCCUCCACCAGUUGCAUCCACUUUUAAUACCCUUCUUAAUGGAAUGUUAUUUCUUGGUGAUCUGAAACAUGCAAUUUUUAUUGUUGAAGAGAUGUAUAGAAAUCAUUUUGUCCCAUCCUUCACUUCUUUAUCAAAAACGUUGAAAAUGGCUGUCAAAGUAGGGAAUUUACUUGAUGGUCUUGUUGUUUUUGAGCUCAUGUUGAGGUAUGAUUAUCACCCAACAGAACCAACUUUGAGUAAAUUUAUUUUAAUGCUUUGUGAAGCUGGGAUGGUUUCUGAUGCUUGUUUUGUGUUCUCUGUUCUUUUGAGAAAGAGUUAUGUUUAUAGUGUAUAUUGUUACAAUCCUAUUCUAUGGGCUUUAUGCAAGACUGGUCGAAGUUAUACUGCUUUGCAAUUGUUUUAUUUGAUGAAGAAGAAAGGGUUUGUUCAAAAUGUGUGUUCCUAUACUGCUUUGAUUUAUGGGUUCUGUAGAGAAGGCCUGCAAGAUAAUGUUUUUCAAUGGCUGGAUUUCAUGCAAAGUAAUGGUUGUAAGCCUAAUGUGAUUACAUACACGAUAAUUGUUAAGUUUCUUUUUGAUAAUGGGAAGUUUGAGGAGGCUAUGGACUUCGUCAGUAAGAUGGAAAGGGAAGGUUGUAACCCUGAUCUGGUUACUUAUAAUGUCAUUCUUCGUGAGCUUUGCCAUAGAGAUAGACUAGAUGACAUUUCUGAGUUAAUUCAGGUGAUGGAGCAAAAAGGUCUUUCUCCAGAUUCAUAUUCAUAUGCUGCUUUGUGUGGAGGCCUGCUCAAAAUAGGAAAAGUAGGGGAUGCAUGUGAACUAUUGCGUGAUAUAUUUUCCAAUGGAACUGCGGAUGUUGCUGUCUAUAAUAUUUACUUCCGAUGUUUAUGUCAAGAGAAUAAAUCAAGAGAAGCAUUGUCUAAGUUGAAGCGCAUGAUGAAAGUUGGCUUUAAGCCAAACAAUGUGUCGUAUAAUACUAUCUUGAGUGGUUUUUGUAAAGAAAAAAAUAUUAAUGAGGCCAUGGAGCUUUUGUACCAUUUUGAGUGGGAUGUGAAUUGGCCCGAUGCAGUCACUUUCAAUGCAAUUUUGUCUACUGCACGCAGGCUAGGGAACUCUGCAAUAAUCCAAACGAUCUUGUAUCAUAUGAGGGAUGAAGACAUGAAGCUUAAUAUUUUCAAUUUGACUUGUUUGGUUCGAUAUUUCUGCAGUAGUGGAAAAUUUUCAGAGUGUUUGAAGUUAGUGGAGUCCAUGAUGUAUAAUAGUCCUACUCCAACUGUAAUCACCUUAAAUAUGCUGCUUCAUAACCUUUGCAAGAACCGGUUACUUGGAACUGCAUUCCGGAUUUUCCAGAAUUUAAGAAACACCAAGUGCCUUCCUGAUGUGACUUCAUACAACAUUCUCAUCCAUGCUUCUAUAAGAGAGCACAAUCACCUUCUGGUUGGUCAACUGUUAGGGGAAAUGAAGAGACAGGGACUGAAACUGGAUGUUUUUACCUAUGGUUCAUUAAUUAGUGGACUGUGUAAAGAAGGGAAGAUAUCAGCUGCUCUCCAACUGUGGAAUCAAAUGCUAGAGAGGGGCCUUAUUCCUAGUGUUGUAAUUUUUAAUACCCUAUUACAUGCAAUAUUUCAGAGAGGCAAGUUUUGGGACAUCCUCUUGUUACUUAAAGCCAUGGUAGUACAGGGCUUUCAACCUGAUGAGGUAACUCUAGGGAUCCUUAGCCAAGCAGUUUCAAAUAGUUCGAUGAAGAGAUUUCCUCAAGUCGCUAAAGUUCUAGAUUGGGUGAUAAGUAAUGACUUUCAGAAAGAAACAGAUCAAAAGACAAUAGCUGGCUGAUUUAUUUAGUUUUUGAAGUUUCUUUUCAUAUGAUUGCUUGAAGCGAAUUAUGGCUCGCUUGGUCUUUUCUAAGAACAUUUAUGAAGAUUCAAGCCUGAAUCAGUGGAAGGGGGGAAGUCCUUGCUUUCAGGAGCAUCGAAUUUUUUUCCAUCUAGAGCAUCUCAUGCCAAACAUCUUAAACGUAGGGAAUCAGACCAGGGCAUAAAACCGCAGAAGCUGAAUUACCAACUCAAAUCAGGGGUCUGAUCUGGGAUUGGAUUGGACUAGCUUAGGGUCAAAACAGUACAUACUGGUUGGUACAGCGGUUACUGGUAGGGAGCUGACCACCAUGGUUUAGAAGUCAGAAUCACCUUUGCAAACUGCGGUCUGUCAGCUAGUUAACCAUGGCAUCUCUUUUCCUCCUCCCAUUUUACCCAUCUAUUGAUUUCCCACAGAGCUGCUUUCAUUUCUUAAGCUGAAGAGACGGCAUGUGGGUUAGGGUUAAUGCUAAUGAUUUGCUUUAUCAUUGAUUGUACCAUCUCUUUAUAUGAAAAUUCAGAAUAACUAUCUGAUUAGCAUUUCUUGAAUGUCCAUGAAUAUAUCAUACAUACUGCAUAUAUUGUUUUUAUAGGUAAUGUGCAAUUUAAUACCAAUUACUGUUUCAGUUACAGUUCCAUGUA
This is a messenger RNA of Gossypium raimondii (Peruvian cotton), 3037 nucleotides long. Its product is annotated as pentatricopeptide repeat-containing protein At1g09900. The transcript is spliced from 3 exons. NCBI's taxonomy places the organism in Eukaryota, Viridiplantae, Streptophyta, Magnoliopsida, Malvales, Malvaceae. The record is from RefSeq and is a predicted model, not a curated record. Bases 210 to 2378 code for a protein of 722 amino acids. Gene Ontology annotation, molecular function: protein binding.